CUUCUACACUCCUGUAGGUAUAAAAGAUAGAGUUCCUAUGUAUCAUCACUUCAGUGCAGCACAAUAUACCUAACAUGAUGAACCAUCGCCAACUCCUGAUUUUGACCAUCUUCACCAUUCAUUACAUCAAUUGUUCUCCGUAUAGUUUGGAUACAGUGAUGAAAAGAAAUAGGCAUUUAUGCGGUCCCCGUCUGAAGGAUGCUCUGAGUCUAGUAUGCAAUAACAUAUUCGCUCCAGGGAAAACUAAAAAAGCUGAUGAUUUAUUUUCAGAUGAUACUUUCAACUUCGACGAAUACGAUGAACUAGACGAAAUGUAUUCUGAUGACAAAGAAUACAAAUUUCCAUUCCUCAGGAAAGACAAUAUGAUUGCGUUGCCAAGGAAACGCAAACCUGGAAUAGUGGAAGAAUGUUGUCACAAACCCUGUACGGAAGAACAUCUGAGAUUAUACUGCUGGAAGACAUAUUGAGAUUGAAUCAGAUAAUAUGAUAUUAUGUGAAAUGUCCAAAUGGUUCAUUGAUUAAAUUGUUUGUUUCGAGAUAUAUCCUCGUGUGACUUUUUUUCACGUUUCUGAAAACCAAUAGGAACUCGAAAUCUCAAUCUCCCACGUAAACAUAAUACGUCCC
Phaedon cochleariae (mustard beetle) is the source of this 624-nucleotide messenger RNA. The record is from the annotation of a GenBank genome assembly. NCBI's taxonomy places the organism in Eukaryota, Metazoa, Arthropoda, Insecta, Coleoptera, Chrysomelidae.